Molecule: messenger RNA, 670 nt
Organism: Saccostrea echinata
Lineage: Eukaryota; Metazoa; Mollusca; Bivalvia; Ostreida; Ostreidae
Exons: 4
Coding region: 1-669 (222 amino acids)
Source: RefSeq, a predicted model, not a curated record
AUGAAACUUAUAGCCUGUUUUCUGGUAGUACUCUGUCAUCUUCUGUUUACCACACAAGUCUGCCGCGCAGUGAUAUGCACAACCAAUUUGGGAUUGGAGUACCGUUCUGAACAAAUCUCCAGAAAUCAGCUGACCUACUCUAUAAACGCGUGCUGUCCGUGUCGGUCUCAGCCAAUCAGAUAUCAGCUAAAACUCUGUGGGCUUCUAGAUCUCGUCACAAAGAUCAACGUCAUCAUAUCACAGGCGGAAAAUCGACUCAAUGCAUUUGCAUCGUCCAUAUUUGGAGGAGAUGAAUCUUGCUCCCAAGAGCACCAUCAUGUAGCGGUCACUUAUGAGAAUGUAUCGGAUGCUCUUCUGAACUCCUAUCAACAGCUGACAGGAAUUGCCCUAAAAUUCCACAUCAUUCAAUACCACAACAAUUCAAGGAUUGGCGUCAUAUCCGGAAUAGCAGACGACAUUGGUGACACGCUUUGUCACCUUCAGUCUUUGCUGGGGGACACUGAGAUGUCGGAGGUGGUCUAUAAAAGGAGCCAGACCAUCACAGACAUGGACAUCAGUCAAAUGGUGCCUUACACGUGCCGCACUCUGAACCAAAACGUCGCAAGCCUCAACAACAUGAAAGAAGAUUUGCGGACUACACUUUUGGCGAAGUUGAACGAUUUCGCUUAGA